Molecule: messenger RNA, 1611 nt
Organism: Rhagoletis zephyria (snowberry fruit fly)
Lineage: Eukaryota; Metazoa; Arthropoda; Insecta; Diptera; Tephritidae
Gene: Osi2
Product: DUF1676 domain-containing protein Osi2
Cellular component (GO): membrane
Source: RefSeq, a predicted model, not a curated record
GGCACAGUUCAUUUCUAAAGACACCAGUGUAAAGUAGUGGUAGAUGCGAACAACUGUCUAAAGGACAUUUUAUGAAAACACCUAAACGGUUACAAGCAACAACAAGAGCGAUGGCAACGCGUACCCGAAAACAUCAACACACACACAACUGGAUUGCGUUUCUAUUCACUUGGACCUGUUGUGUCGCACUUGUGGCGGGCCAGGGUUUACGUUUGCCCGAUCAACAACCCCAACAACAGCAACAACAGCCGCAACCACAACAAAAUGUGCAGCAGAUUUUUGUGCCACAGCAACAGCCACAACCACAACAACAACAACAGCAAUUUCAACAACAACAAUCACCUGCUGUGAGCUAUGGGCAGGAGCGUGGGUUGGGCUCCGCUUUCUUAAGCCUAAUCGGUCUGCAGCAUGACAACGACCCCUAUUUAGCGCGCACCAAUCAAAAUUGUGUGAGCGGCGAUUUGUCCGAGUGCUUUAAGACGCAGGCGCUAAGCAGCUUCGAUGAGAUAUUCUAUCGUGAUCAAUAUGCUUUGUCUGAUUUUGCGCGUGUCAUCCGUUUACCCGAAACGCAACAACGUUCGCUCUUGCAAGAGCCAUUCGAGUAUUCACAGGAGCCGCUCAACGAGGACACCGAUUGGGAUCAAUUGAUAAAAUAUGCGUUGAGGCGCGCUGAACGCUUUGUCAAGUCUACAGCUUUGGAAAUCGAUGUACCUGAGGAGCUCACCGAGGCGGGACGUUAUUCGGCGCGUUUCAUAGGAAAUGACAUUGAUAGCGAAUUGGAUGUCAUUGAGGACAAGCAUGCGCCCGUCUUCAGUAAGUCGCGCUCCAAAUCAUCGCGCAAGAAGUUGAAGAAAAUGAUCAUUCCACUGCUGUUGGUAUUGAAAAUAUUCAAGCUGAAAUUGUUGCUCUUCCUGCCCUUCAUCCUCGGCAUUGUUGGUCUUAAGAAAAUACUCGGCUUGGCUGCCAUCAUACUGCCUGGCUUAUUCGCUUAUUUCAAACUGUGUCGCCCACAAGGCGGUCCCACCUUUGGCGGUGGUGGUGCCUUCUCUGGCCUCUUUGGCAGCAAGAACACAGUACCCGAAUACUCGCCGCAAGGUGUGGGCUCAGCCACCUACUACCAUCAUCACGACCACUACGAUGGUGGCAAUGGACAAUUUUAUCGUCAGGAUCCCGCCUUCUCUAAGCCAUACACAGAUUAUUAUAGCAAAAACCAAGCUGGUGCCAGCAACUCUGUGAGCUUUGGUGACGCCCAUGAAGCUGCUUAUUCUGGUUAUUAUGGCCGCAACACUGGCAAGGAUAUACAGAGUGAGCAGAAGAGUUAAGCCGCAAGGCUGCGCGGGAGAGCACUUCAUUUUCCAUACUGCCAUUUUUAACACCUGCACGACUUUGCGAAGUGUACGCGUGUGUUUUUUGUUUUUGUUUUGUUGUUAUAUUAAACUUGACAUUGAUCUUGUUGUACGCUUGUGCUCGUUUUCAUCGACAGUUAGAUUUGUUAAUAAGUUUCUUUGUUGCUCAAUCUUUAAAUUUGGAAAAUAUUGAGCGCGCAUCUAAUGUCCUAGCUAAAUUAUUUAUUAUAUACUCAUAUGUUUUUAUGUAAUUUUAUAAAUAAAU